Macadamia integrifolia is the source of this 1933-nucleotide messenger RNA. RefSeq names its product tafazzin. Lineage: Eukaryota; Viridiplantae; Streptophyta; Magnoliopsida; Proteales; Proteaceae. The transcript is spliced from 7 exons. The record is from RefSeq and is a predicted model, not a curated record. Gene Ontology annotation, biological process: phospholipid metabolic process. The coding region runs from base 133 to 1536 and encodes 467 amino acids.
GGGCCUUCCGGAAAAAUCGUUCCAUCUCUCUCUGCUAUCCCUGAAAACCUCACCAUAUCAAUUUUUAUCUCUACUCCAACUUUCUCAGUUACUUUCGCUCUACUUUGAAGAGAUUUCUACAAGCUCGCUCCUAUGAUGGGAGACUGGGUUGAUCGGGGUGAUUUGUGGAAGAACAGGGCUCGAGCACUGCAGCUUCGGAUUAGGGAUCGUUUUCGCGUCGCCGUUCAUGGGAAACGACGUAGGACUGGGUUCUCAGAUGGCUAUUUAUCAGCGUCGCUGCAACGAUGGAUCACUCGCCUCCGUAAGCUUCGCAGAGAUUCAUUGCCUGCUUCAUCAGCAUUUUACCGUAAGCGAGUGAAUAGAGAUAUUGAUGCAGUUGAAGAUUCAGUCAUUAUGCGCAUGCUUCAGGCUCUGGCAGUUCCAGUUAUUGGAAAUGUUUGUCAUGUGUUUAUGCAUGGGUUUAACCACAUCCAGAUCUAUGGUGCAGAAAAGCUACAUCAGGCAUUACAGCAGAGACCUGAAGGGAAACCCCUGAUAACGGUAAGCAAUCAUGUGGCGUCUGUAGAUGAUCCGCUUGUCAUUGCUUCUCUGUUACCACCAAGUUUAUUGUUGGAUGCUCACAGCUUGAGAUGGACACUCUGUGCUACUGAUCGAUGCUUUAAAAAUCCCGUGACUUCUGCAUUCUUCCGAUGUGUAAAAGUUUUGCCAGUUUCUCGUGGUGAUGGGGUUUAUCAAAAGGGUUUGGACAUGGCCCUUUCAAAACUGAAUAAUGGUGGUUGGGUUCAUAUCUUCCCAGAAGGAAGCCGUUCCCGUGAUGGUGGGAAAACCAUGGGAUCUGCCAAGAGAGGAGUUGGAAGGUUGGUGAUGGAUGCAGAUACUAUGCCUGUUGUUGUUCCCUUUGUACAUACAGGGAUGCAAGAUAUCAUGCCUAUAGGUUCAAGUUUCCCAAAGAUUGGCAAGACGGUGACAGUGCUUAUAGGUGAUCCAAUCCAGUUUGACGAUUUGCUCCUUACUGUGGAUGAUACCCAAGAAGUAUCUAGAGCAGAAUUAUAUGAUGCCAUAACUUCUAGGGUUGGUCAUCGACUUAAUGAGUUAAAAGUCCAAGUUGAUAGAUUGGCCCUUGAACAGUCGCUUCAAGUCGAAGGUCAAGCAGUACCAAAUGCACAACGUGCGAAUGGACUUCUGCAGCAGGUGGACUGGGAAGCAUUUGGCAUGUCAAGUUACAUACAGACAGAAGAUCAUUCCUUUUUAAGACCGGCAAUUCAAACUCAUCUGGAGGUAAAUCAUGAUCAAGGACCAGGAUUCACUUCUUCUGAUAGAUACUUUAGGAUGGGUUUCUCUUAUGAAAGUGGGAUUGUUUCAAGGAUCCGUGGUUAUAUGGACCCAACUGAAUUAAUGGGGUUUGCAGCAAAGGGUUUAUUUAUGAAGAGCAGAAUACAGGAGCAUAAAUGUACAAGCUUUCGGGAAAUUGCUCCGUUGAGGGUCUGGAAACAGUUCCUCGAAGCUAACAUUCUCCAGCAAUGGAGUCGCAGCUAAACAUUGAUUGACUGAUCCAGUGAUGUUUGUCGAAAGAUAUUGUUACCUUAACUAAAGUAGAUUAGUGUGAGGUUUUUAAUUUACAGGUCCGGUCAUUGCAGACUAUAAACUUCAUUAGUAUGUGGGGUAUGCCUUCUUGCUUGAAGCUUCUCAUCAUGCUCAAGCUGUUGGAUUAGGUAAGAAAAUGCCAUGGAAACAACUAAAGCCAUGCAACGGUAAGAGGGUGUUAAGAAUAGUAAAGGAAUUUGUAAAGAGGAGUAAACAUUAAUGAUUCCCGAUGGGUGUACUUUCCUGUAGGUGUUGGAAAAUUUUCUUUUAAAAGAAGAAAAAGGAAUGUUUUGUAAUCAUCAUAAUGUAAAUUAAUUAAAAAUUCUAUUAUGUGGUAAUUAUUUUUUUA